AGCAGCAGCAGCAACUCCUCGUGAUGACGGAUCUGGUGGCUUUCCACUGUGCCAGCUGUGGGAUGGGAUUCCGCUCCAGGCGGCUGCUAGAGAAGCACAUGGAAAAAUUCUGCAUUGGAGAGGAGACUGCAUCUGAUGCCAGAUACCGAAACAGGCAUGCCCUCUGUAAGGGGAAAGAACCUAAGAAAGCAGAGACUCCGGACAGCAUGCAUCAUCAGCUACAAGCACCAAAAACAAAGAAGCAUCACUGGGAUGGGGAAUAUGAGGAACAAGCACACCACUCCAGAAGCUUUGAUCAUAAAGGAAGUGUUUCAAACAGCCAGGCCUUGAAGAAACUGACUGAAGAGUUCCACAAACUGAGGAUGUCACUGGAAGACACACUUCCUACAUUCAGGACAUUCCAGGCAGAGGAUAACGACAGACACCAGCGGGAAUACUGGCAGCGCCAACAGCAAAUGGCAGAAGUACACGAGCGCCAUUUGGCAGAUAUCCAGGCUAGAAACCAGUACCUGGAGCAGCAGAAGGAUGAGAUCCAUAGGCGCCUGUCCGAACUGAAACUAGGGAACUCAGCUACAUCUCAUAUUGAACAGCUGCUGGUGGAGUUGACUACCCAGGAGGGAAAAAACCAACUGGCUUUGGAUGCUCUGCGGAAACAGGUGGAACUCCUACAGGUAUCAGCAGAGACCAGAAGCAAACCUAAAUCUCCCACCAACAAACAGACAGACAGUGCUGAGGGCAACAUAGAGAAGAAGGUCUUCAAGUCUAUGUCAUUUCCAGCAGCAGUUGGACCCCUCUCUUCAGAGAUACAGGCCCUUUACCUGGCUUAUUUGCAGGGGGGAGGCAGUGACCAUAACAUCCUCCGUCAGAUGUAUGAGCUGCAGGUGGAGGCCAUAGCCCUGGAGAAAGUAGGAGCAAGGCCUGAGCACAAGGGCAGAAAGAAGAAACAUGAAGGUAGCCCGAACUCCUACCCACGGGGUUUGGAUGCUGAGCUCCUGUCUGUUGAGCUGGAGAAUCAGAGGCUGGAAGAUGAGAUAUUAAAGUUGAAGAUCCUGAAGGACAGAAAGAAAACAGAAGAUGGGUCUUCAGGCACAGAGCUGGCGCAACUGCAGCGGUUACACAUGGCAGAGAUGGCUCAGCUCCAUGCAGAGAUUGGCAGCCUGAGACAUGACACCGAGAGGAUGAAGCUACGACAUCCCAAGAGGGGGUCACCACUACCCCGGCUGCCACCUCCUAUAGCUCCACCCCUGCCACCUCCUCCCCCUCAGCAUCUUAUUGGAUUGCCUGACCCUACCUUUCCAGCUAGUAACAUGGACUCCAUGAGAGCAUCUGCCACAGCUAUGAGCCGGUACUUCCUGGACCCUUCUGAUGCCCUAGGACCAGCUCCAUAUGAUCCAGCGUCUGGCUUUGUGAUAUUCUAUGAUUUUCUUUUGGGCCUGGAUCCCACAUUCUAUCAAGUCUGCCUGGUCUCUGGCCUGUUCCGCAAUGGGCAAGAGUUGGGCAAGCCCACCCCACUGCCCGUUGUCUCCUCUGAUAUGGGUCAAUACCCACAGUAUGUGACUGAUGGGCAAAGAGGGUGCUGCGCCAUCUUAGCAGCUAGGCAACCAGUCCCAAGGGUCCUUCCUUCGACCACCAUCACCCUCAUAACCGAGCUUCAAGCAUCUGGAGGCUUUGAUGCUUAUGGGCUGGAGAUCCAGAAUUUGGCCCCCAGGGGGUGGGCCAAAAUCAACAUCUUUGACCAUCUACAUCAAGUGAUGUGUGGACGCUGGAAGAUCCCCAUCCGAGUGCUUCCUAUGAAGCCAAGCCUUACUCCAGAACAGUUGAAUGGUGUGCCCCAGGUGGGCAAAGCAGAGCUGUACUUGCGACUAGUGAAUGCAAGAGAUGCUGACAUGCAGUCAAUGGCAGAGAUUCAUCCAGGCAAUGCCUCCUUGUACAAAUACCCUCCUACAGUGCCCAGUCGCACAGCACCCCCUACAGACUUCGCUCCAGCCCAGCGCUCUUCCCACCCUGCCCCCACCAGCCUGUUCUUCUCUGUCCCUCCUUACACUGGCUUUGUUGACUCUCCUCCUGAUCAGGAACAGCCUCUCCAAUACAAACCCAAUAAAAGGUGAGAAAGGAGGAAGACCAUCCCUUUCUCCUUUCAGGAUUAGGCUUUCU
This is a messenger RNA of Lacerta agilis (Sand lizard), 2154 nucleotides long. RefSeq names its product coiled-coil domain containing 17 (gene CCDC17). The transcript has 14 exons. The record is from RefSeq and is a predicted model, not a curated record. NCBI's taxonomy places the organism in Eukaryota, Metazoa, Chordata, Lepidosauria, Squamata, Lacertidae. Bases 24 to 2108 code for a protein of 694 amino acids.